CAGUCUGUGGGCUGAACCUUACACAAUGGGGAGGUGUGUGAGAGAUCAGUCCUCCCUACAGACGUCCUCCAUAUUCUUGUAAAGGGUUUCAAUGGAAAUUUAUACACUUAGAAUUGUCCCCUGUUGCUUCCUGUAACUUCCUUCUGUGUCCCUGACAUUCCCAUCCCCUGUACUCACAUCUCCAGCCUCAUCUACUGGGUUCUCCAGAGAUGGAAACAAGGAGGUUAGAGGGGAAAUGGGAGAAUGAAGAGCCGGACACUGAGGAUCCUCUGGACACAAUAAAGAGGGAAAUGGAUCCCGUUCCUGGGGCCGACAAUUCCUUGAAUAACAAAUGGAGGUCAGGUUCCGAGAGAUCCAUUCAAUUAAGAGCAGCAGCAGUUCAGGUUCUUCACACCAUCGGCUCCUCUAACUCACCAGUUGAAGCCGAGGAGUCUUCAUGCCCAAGGAAUGAGAAGGUCAGUGAAGGAGGGAAACCAUAUAACUGCUCUAAGUGUGGGGAGCCAUUCAGCACAAAGGCCCUUCUCUCCGCUCAUAAACCGAUUCACCAAAAGAAGGAACCAAAAUGUGGGAGAAGCUCCUCUAAGAAGAAGCAGAGACAUCUGAGAAGUCAAGCAAAGGAUAAUCCUGUUACAUGUAGAGAACUGGAAGAUAAAUUCUCAGAGAAACCCCACUGUAAGAAGGGCAGUCUGAACACAGGCUCCAAUAUUCACAACAAGGAGAAACCAUACACGUGCACAGAAUGUGGUUUAAGUUUCACUGCAAUGGCCAAGCUGCUUCGACAUCAAGGUAAUCAGACAGUGGAGAAACUCUUUUCUUGUCCCUUUUGUGGGAAAUGUUUCCCUCGGAAUAACUGCCGUCUCAGCCACCAGAAAAUAUGUGGGAAAAGCUUCUCUAAUCUUCACACUCACCAGAUCAACCAAAACAAAACCAAACCCUUCACCUGUUUUGAGUGUGGUGAAACGUUCUCUCAGAUAGGCACCCUCCGCUCACACCAGAGAAUCCAUACUGGGGAGAAGCCAUUUAGUUGCACGGAAUGCGGAAAAACCUUCUCACAGAUGAGCACCCUUCGCUCCCACCAGAGAAUCCACACAGGGGAGAAACCAUUCACUUGCUCAGAAUGUGGCAAAAGCUUCUCUUUAAACAGCACCCUUCACACCCACCAAAGGUACCACAGAAAGGAGAACAAUUUUGUUUGUGGAGAAUGUGGAAAUAGAUGUUAUACAAAAAGCCAACUUCUCCAGCAUCAAAGAAUUCACACCGGGGAGAAACCAUUCAUCUGCACUUCAUGUGGAAGAAGCUUCACUCGUAAAAAGAGCCUUCAGGAUCACCAGAGGCUUCACACAAGGGAAAAGACUGAGCUAGAGGAAAGCGGCACCACUUUGUGUGCUUAGGAAAACAUGAACAAUGCAACAGAAAUAUCACGUGGCAAAGAUACUUUAGGGUUAGUAGUGUUCCAAAGAUACUUGUCCAAGUCUUCUCGGCUGCAAUUCUUCCUUAUUCUUCCUUAUCUCUAUGGGUUUGGUGGUUUGUUACAAGUAUAACUAAUAAUGCUGGGGUUGAAAGUAUAGAUGCACCGAAUUCGCUAUUUGGGAUUCAGACGAACUCCCGAAUCCUUAGUGAAAGAUUCAGCCGAAUACUGAACCGAAUCCUACUUCCUUUACGAUACGUGAGUUCCCUUCCUGCCCCUAAUUUGCAUAUGCAAAUUCAGAUUCCGUUCAGCCAGACACAAGUAUUUGGCCGAAUCCUGCUGAAAAAGGCCGAAUCCCGAACCUGUUAAAAGCAGAGUGAGCCUUGGAUUCACGGAGGUUUUAUUAGUAGGAGGACCAGAAAUACUGCAGCUCUAACUGUAACAGGAAGAGAUCACCUGACCAGAAAUACUGCAGCUCUAACUGUAACAGGAAGAGAUCACCUGACCAGAAAUACUGCAGCUCUAACUGUAACAGGAA
This is a messenger RNA of Xenopus laevis (African clawed frog), 1946 nucleotides long. RefSeq names its product zinc finger protein 239-like. The transcript is spliced from 3 exons. Bases 210 to 1391 code for a protein of 393 amino acids. The record is from RefSeq and is a predicted model, not a curated record. NCBI's taxonomy places the organism in Eukaryota, Metazoa, Chordata, Amphibia, Anura, Pipidae.